Phytophthora nicotianae INRA-310 is the source of this 2863-nucleotide messenger RNA. RefSeq lists its product as hypothetical. Gene Ontology annotation, cellular component: membrane. The record is from RefSeq and is a predicted model, not a curated record. The coding region runs from base 51 to 2711 and encodes 886 amino acids. Gene Ontology annotation, molecular function: antiporter activity. Gene Ontology annotation, biological process: proton transmembrane transport. Lineage: Eukaryota; Oomycota; Peronosporomycetes; Peronosporales; Peronosporaceae. The transcript has a single exon.
CAAGUAUCGCUUAAGUGUCUUCGGGUCGGCGUUUUUUUCGCCAGGGUGAGAUGCUGGUGCUGUUGCUCUCGUCGCUGCUGGCCCACGUGGUAAUAGCAGCCGAUGACGACGCCACAAUCCCCUUCAACUCGUGGGGGAACACCGCGGACACGCUGCAGUAUGCGCUCGCCUUCAUCGUCGUGCUCGUGGCCGCGCACCCGCUCGGUCUCUUCUUCCCCAAACUCUUCCAACUGCCGCUAAUCACGGGAUAUUUAGUGAUCGGGAUCAUUGCAGGACCAUUUGUGGCUAAUCUACUGCCCAAAGAGCUGGUGGACAUGCUGUCGACGUACGUGAGUGCAUUGGCAUUGUCGUUUAUCUCGUUCCAAGCCGGACAGGAGAUUUAUCUACCGGAAUUGAGACCGCAACUCAAGCAGAUCUUCAUUCUCCUCAGUGUACUUUACAUUGUGGCCAUGAUCGUCCUCACAAGUGUACAUUUACUGGCCAAUAACGCCUUCUUCUAUGACGACUUUAUCACGAAUUGCCAACUGGGUAUCGCUCUCAUGUUCGGCUCCAUCUCCGUACUGGGCUCGCCCGCGACGGUGAUGGCCAUCAAGAUCGAGCUCAACAGCGUCGGCCCAUUCACAAAUCUCAUGCUUGGGGCCACGAUGACAGCGGAAUUCGUGGUUUUAGUGUCCUUCUCUAUCUCACGGAUCAUUUGCUCUAUUUACUGCGCAGACUUGAGUGUAUCCGUGGGGAAUCUGGUCUUCACAUUGGCCAUUGUGGCGUCUAAUCUAUUGCUUGGAGCCCUGCUGGGCCUCGUUAUCAUCCUCAUCUUCCAGAUCCCUGGAAGCGCAGCAGAAGAGCACAUGGAUCUACACGACCCGACGUCCAUCACUGCGUCCAACUACAGUCAGUACAGAGACCUGGAAGCAGCUACGGACCCUGAUAGAAUGCCGCACCCACACAACGCCUACGUGGAAGCCAUCGACCGAAGACGUACCAAACGACCAGAGUUCUGGACAACACGCGUGUCUCUGUAUGUCAAGGGCUUCCUAUGGCUCACAAUGGGCUACGUGUUCUACAUUUCUACUACGACGAUCAGUGAGGCCACAGUGGCUUCGUACGGCUUGUCAUGGGAAGUGAAAUUCGAGCCUUUACUGGUUCUCAUGGUGGCGUCCUGUCUCGCUGGCCACUACUCGUUGAUUCGUCACGAUAUGCACGUGAUCCUAGAUACUGUGGCUCCGUACAUGUUCCUGCCGUUCUUCGUCAUGACAGGAGCGGCAUUGAAGCUGGACAAAGUGGUGGACGCCAUCCCGCUCAUGAGUUUGUACGUGUGUUUGCGCUUCGUAUCUGUCUUCAUCGCGUGUUAUUUCGGUGGUCGCUUCCUGCUCAAACUUCCACCAAGACAGUACAACAACCUCUGGCUUACAAUGACACCCCAGGCCGGUGUUGCAUUGGGUUUGGCUAAUGAAGUCAAAGCGUUGAGUACUGAGCCGUGGGCUGCAGAGUUUGCAGCGACAAUCGUAGCAGCGGUGGUGGUGAACCAGAUCAUUGGGCCAGUGUUGUGUGCCAUUGGCCUCAGUCGAGCAGGCGAGAGCAAGUACGACCGAGUCGCUGAGGCCCAGCCUGCGGAUGGCGAGACGUCCGAGAGCGACGGCAGCGCUCACGGUGGUCGAUCUCUGCUUCAUACUCGCAGUCGCCUGUCAAGUAGUAAUAUUACUCAAGGGAAUGGCGAUCCACGUGCUUUACUACCAUUCUACAAGGUCAAAAGUGCUGUGGUUAUCGGUGAAGACGAGGUGGCGUUCGAGAUUGCGCUGGAAUUGUCACUCUACGGAGCUCAAGUGAAUGUGCCUCUACUGGACAAAGAGCAAGCGGAAAAGUGGCAUUCUAUCAACGAAACAAUUCUCAAGCGGUCGGCGAAAGGAGAGCUGAUUCAAUACAAGAACAAGAUCAAAGAUCGAGAAAAGAACGACCAAAUGUCGGCAGCAGACGUUCUCAUCUUCACUGGGGACGGUAUGCGGACUUUAGAGCACGUCCGGACAAUGAAAGAACUGCUGGGAGAAGACCACCCGAGAAUGAUUGCAGUCAUCCCUGACUGUACCUUCAGUAAAGAGCUCAAAGAGCUAGGAGUGUUGAUCAUCCAGCCUGCUAUUGCACUGGCCAACAUUGCGACUCGAAUGGCACUGCUGGACCAGAAGCUGGCCGAGUCGCUGUCCCAGGAGAUCAGCACAACGAGCGACUUCGCUACAGCCGCGUACUUUAUGAACCGCGAGUCGGUACACUCGCUGUCCGAGAUGCGACUCGAUGGUCGUCGCUUGGCUCUCGGCCGGAGCGUCGUCAACCACCACUCGGUCAACUACGACAGACUGGCUGAGGCUCUGGCGGCUGAGAACCUUCCUAUGCCUCCUCCUCCAUCGCGUGUGUCAAUGUUUGGUACUUCUGCUGCCGGGUUCGACCCGUUUGCUAGACGGGGUGAUGGUAUGUCGGCGUACGAGCAUUUCGUGGUGCAAGACGAACCAGACGUCAAUGAUGACAACGGCCACGUCUUCAACGCGCAGUUUGUGCAGCGUUCGCCCCGUUUAGGCGUCUUCCCGUCACCACAAGGGAGCAAUCCGUACUCAUUCGUACGGUCUAGAUCGUCCCGCAGUCCCGGGGGAGGUCGUCCUCGCAUCAACUCGAGCACAGGAAGCGUCAACCGAGGACAUCAUCGCACGUAUUCAGAUGUCGUAUGAUGCGGAAGCGUUUUCUGUUACACUUUCCAACAGUAGAACACACAUGAAGGGAAUAAGUUAACAGAUUAUUAAGCAGAGACUACUUUAAUAAGAAUUCCAGAUGGAACAAAGUCACUCAGCGACCAAAACAAAAGCAAAAUACUUUUUUUUUU